GGGCUCCCGCCGCCGCCGCGCCAUGGGCCGCUUCCCCGCCGCCGCCGCUGCCAUGGCGGCCGCCUUCCUCAGCCCCAGCCUCGCCUUCAGCUCCCACUUCGACCCCGACGGCACCCCCCUUAGUGAGCUCUCCUGGUCCUCCUCGCUGGCUGUUGUGGCCGUUUCCUUCUCGGGGCUCUUCACCUUCAUCUUCCUCAUGUUGGCCUGUCUGUGCUGCAAGAAGGGGGACAUUGGCUUCAAGGAGUUUGAGAACGCCGAGGGGGACGACUACGUGACAGAGCUGUCGGCGCAGGGCUCGCCUGCCCCCCAGCAUGGCCCCGAGGUCUACGUGCUGCCCCUCACCAAGGUGUCCCUGCCCAUGGCCAAGCAGCCGGGCCGCUCAGUGCAGCUCCUCAAGUCGGCGGACCUGGGGCGGCAGAGCCUGCUGUACCUGAAGGAGAUCGGCCAUGGCUGGUUCGGCAAGGUGUUCCUGGGGGAGGUGAACUCGGGCAUCAGCAGCACCCAGGUGGUGGUGAAGGAGCUGAAGGCGAGUGCCAGCGUGCAGGACCAGAUGCAGUUCCUGGAAGAAGCGCAGCCCUACAGAGCCCUCCAGCACACCAACCUGCUGCAGUGCCUGGCCCAGUGCGCCGAGGUCACGCCGUACCUGCUGGUGAUGGAGUUCUGCCCGCUGGGUGACCUGAAGGGGUACCUGCGGAGCUGCCGGGGGGCCGAGGCCAUGACCCCGGACCUGCUGACCCUGCAGAGGAUGGCGUGUGAGGUGGCCUGCGGUGUGCUGCACCUGCACAGGAACAACUACAUCCACAGCGACCUGGCCCUGCGGAACUGCCUCCUGACCGCCGACCUCACCGUGAAGAUCGGGGACUACGGGCUCUCGCACUGCAAGUACAAAGACGACUACUUCGUGACGGCCGACCAGCUGUGGGUGCCGCUGCGCUGGAUCGCGCCCGAGCUCAUCGAUGAGGUGCACGGCAACCUGCUCGUGGUGGACCAGACCAAGGCCAGCAACGUCUGGUCGCUGGGCGUCACCAUCUGGGAGCUGUUUGAGUUGGGCGGCCAGCCCUACGACCACUACUCCGACCGCCAAGUGCUGGCCUACGCCAUCAAGGAGCAGCAGCUGAAGCUGCCCAAGCCCCAGCUGAAGCUGUCGCUGUCGGAGCGCUGGUACGAGGUGAUGCAGUUCUGCUGGCUGCAGCCCGAGCAGCGCCCCACGGCCGAGGAGGUGCACCUGCUGCUGUCCUACCUGUGCGCCAAGGGCGCCACGGAGGCCGAGGAGGACUUCGAGAAGCGCUGGAAUUCCAUGAAGCCCAACGGCAGCGCCAGCGGCAGCCACCACGGCCCCGAGCUCUCGUCCUUCCCGCUGCUGGAGCAGUUCUCGGCCGACGGCUUCCCCUCGGACGGGGACGACAUCCUCACCGUCAUGGAGACCAGCCACGGCCUCAACUUCGAGUACAAGUGGGAGCACACCAAGACCGAGCACUUCCAGGCCCCGCUGGGGUCCCUGAGCCCCAGCAGCGCCGCCCGCUACCACGACCUCUAUUACCCGGCCACCACGGCGGGGCUCAGCCUGGGGGUGUCCCCGUCCUGCUACGAGUGCAAGGCGUCGGGCUGCCCCGGGGUGCCGGCGCCCGGCGUGGUGCCCAUCCUGGGCGCGCACAGCCCCUCUCUGGGCAGCGAGUACUACAUCCGCAUCGAGGGCCCCGGCGAGGGCAGCGCCGAGCUGGACUACGCCAUGUGCACCUACAGCCCGGCGGGCGAGCGGGGCGGCCCGCGGGGCCCGGCCUGCUGGAGAGCGCAGGGCGGCCGCGGCGGCGGCGCCUACGACUCGGACUCGGGCAGCCCCACGGUGUCCCUGAGCAUGGAGCCGCUGCUGGGCCACGCUCCCGCGGCCGAGGGCUCCUGGGAGUGCGCAGAGUACUACCCGUACCCGUGCCCCGGGCCGGAGCCGCGGGGAUACGAGCCGUCCCCCAGCCGCGGGGCCGAGGGGUACCUGCUGGAGGAGGAGCCCCCCCAGCCGGGCGGCCAGGACUGGCCCGUGCCCGCCUUCCAGCCCGGUGCGUUUGCCGACCCGCUGGGCGUCUCGCCGUCGGGGAACUGCGCCUACAGCCCGCCGGGGUACGGGGGCACGGCGGGCCCGAGCGGGGCCCCUCCGGACUGCGUGGCGCUGGAGCUGGGCGAGGAGAGCCCCCCCAGCGCCCCCGAGGCGGCCGGUGCCAGCCCCUCGCCUCGGCGGCACCCGUGGGCCUCCAACAGCUCCUCCAACAACAACAUCGGCGGCGGCAGCCCCCGCGAGCCCCCGGCCGGCGACAGCUGGUGCUACCGCCGCAUGAUCACCUUCCGCGGGCUCAUGGCCAAGCCGCUGGGCACGGUGCCCCGCGGGCAGCCCCAGCUCGGGGGGUCCCCGCCGGGACGCGACUUCCUCCGCCCGCGGCAGGAUCAGCCCCCCGCCAUGGCCGGCGGCUCCUCCUCCCCGUGCCGCUCGCCCUCCCCGCGGCGGCAGGCCUGGCACGGCCGUGACUCAUCACCCUGCGGCCCCGCGCAGCCCGGCACGCUGGCGGAGAGCCCCGCCGCGCCCUGGGGCCCCGCCGCGGCCCCGCCACCUGCGCCGGGGGCCCCGCGCGAUGCCCGCCCUGAGGAGAGCCCGGCCGGGGGAAGCCCUGCCCGCAGCCCGCCGCCCCCCGCCGCCGCCGCCGCGGGCCCGGGCGAGGCCGCCCCCCCCCCGGCUGGCACGGCCGCCCCGAGCCCCGGCCCCCCCGGGCAGCCCGGCGCGGACGGCGCCCAGCCCGCAGCGGAGCCCGCCCCGGCGCCCGCCGAGGCCGUGGCCGAGAGCGGCGCCUGUGCCGCCGGCGACGCCGACCGGACGCCCGACAAGACCUUCUCGAGCAGCAGCUUCCCCAGCGCGGACGAGGGCAGCGACGAGGACACGGCCGAGCUGACCUCCGGCGUCUUCACCGACUUCUCCGGGGAGUACACGGAGCGGGCGGAGGCGGCCCCGGCGCUCAGGUCCCUGCAGAAGCAGGUGGGCACGCCGGACUCGCUGGAGUCGCUGGACAUCCCCUCCACCGGCAGCUCCUGCGAGGUGCUCAGCCCCGGCGCCUUCGUGCCCGCCGGCCAGGCCCGCGCCCUCGACAGCGGCUACGACACCGAGAACAACGAGUCCCCCGAGUUCGUGCUCAAGGAGCCCCACGAGCCCCGAGAGCCCGAGGCCUUCGGCCAGCUGGGGAAGCCGCCCCCGGGGCUGCCGGGGGCCGAGGGCGAGGCUGCGGCCCCCGAGACGCGGCUGCCCAGCGGCCCGGGGCCCGAGGUGCCCGGCCUGGCCGAGAAGAGCCCGUACCGCGACUCUGCCUAUUUCUCCGACUGCGACGCCGAGGCCGAGCGCGGCCACAAGGACGAGGGGGACAGCGAUGGCUCCCGCACCCCGGAGGCGGAGGAGGGUCCCCGCUCCCCUUUGCAGGACACGGGGCGAGGAGAGGACCCGCUGCACCCGCCGGGGGCACCCGGCAGCCCCCCGGCCGCGCCUGGCGUCGCGGUGGCGGUGCCCACGCCGGCGGCCGUGGCUUUGGAGGGGGACUGGGUGGCCGCAGGGGCCGGGAGCUCCCCGGAGCAGGUGCCUGGCACCGAGCAGAGCCCCGCUGGCACGGGGCUGGUGCCGGGCAGCCCCCCGCGCCCCGACACAGACACCUGUCCCCCGGGCUCCGUGACCCCCAAGACUUUCCUCUUGACCCCGGUGCCUGUGAGCCCUGGGGAGCCAUCAGCGGUUGGAGGGACCUGCGUGUCCGAGGGCGUCCCUGGACUUGGGGGGGCCACAGUGGGGGACAAACAGACUGUGACCCCCGCGCUGGGGCCUGGGGAGCGGGGGCUGCCCCUGGAGGGGCCCGGGGUGGGCGAUGCGCCGGGGGGACCCAGCACGCUGCUCCCCGGGGCAGAAUCACCGCCCGGUCUCUCCCCGGCCCCGGCUGCCCCCGAGCGCCGAGAGGAGCCAGAGGAGGAGGAGGAGGACACGGAAGACAGCGACGAGUCGGAUGAGGAGCUGCGCUGCUACAACAUCCAGGAGCAGAGCGAGGAGAGCGAGGAGGAGCCGGCGGCCGUGCCCAUCGUGGUGGCCGAGAGCCAGAGCGGCCGGAACCUGCGCAGCCUCCUCAAGAUGCCCAGCCUGCUGUCCGAGUCCUUCUGCGAGGACCUGGAGCGCAAGAAAAAGGCCGUCUCCUUCUACGACGAUGUGACCAUCUACCUCUUCGACCAGGAAAGCCCCACGCGGGAGCUGGCUGAGCAGAGCUUCCCGGAGCCCACCCUGCCUUCGGGGCAGCCCCCCUCGCCUUCGGGGCAGCCCCCUGCCAGUGGCAGCCCCCCCAGCCCCACGGACAGGCUCGGGGCCUCCGACGACUCUUCGGACGGCAACGCCUCGGAAGAGAGCGGUGGCUUCGAGUGGGACGACGACUUCCCGCUGAUGCCAGUGAAGCAGUCCCUGGUGGCCUCGCUGCCGGGGACGCCGGCGGAGCCCCCCGCGGCCGUGGUGCCGCCGCAGAAACAGGUGCUGCCCAUCCAGUUCUCCCGGUUCACGGUGUCACCUGCCCCGGUGUCCCGGUUCUCCAUCACCCACGUCUCCGACUCGGACAUGGACUCCAUAGGAGGCAGCAGCGAAGACGGUGACCGGGAGUGAGCCGGCCGGGACGCAGUCGGCAUUGCCCUGGCACCGGGGCGGCGCGGGGGCCGCCCGUGGGCUCCCAGACCCCGCUGGGCGGUUCGGUUUUUAGGCAGAUUUUGUCACAAGGAACUCGUUUGCUGCUUCGAGUGGGAGCGGGGCCGGCGCGGCCCCCGCGGGGCCUGGCGGUGGGUGACGGUGACGCCGAGCGCGCGCGCGGGCGGCUGUGAGCGUGCGUGUAAAAUAGACACUUAUAUAUAUAUAUAUAUACAUAUAUAUAUAUAAAUUAUAGCGUUCCGAGGGUAGUGCCCUGACCUUGCUAACAUUUGCCCAGUGUCCUCCCCAGUGAAGUUCCCCCUUGGCUUCUUGCCCACGUGUGCUCCCCGAGGCAGUUUGUCCCCCACACCCCUUCUCCCCCGGGCCGUCCCCUCCCUGUGCCCCGUGCUCAGUCUUGCACCUUGUGGCAGCUUGGCUGUCCCACGGCUGCC
This is a messenger RNA of Melozone crissalis (California towhee), 5127 nucleotides long. It is a transcript of the gene LMTK1, whose product is annotated as apoptosis associated tyrosine kinase. Gene Ontology annotation, molecular function: ATP binding; protein tyrosine kinase activity. The transcript is spliced from 14 exons. The record is from RefSeq and is a predicted model, not a curated record. The coding region runs from base 23 to 4657 and encodes 1544 amino acids. Lineage: Eukaryota; Metazoa; Chordata; Aves; Passeriformes; Passerellidae. Gene Ontology annotation, biological process: brain development; peptidyl-tyrosine autophosphorylation.